Messenger RNA from Quercus lobata, 1054 nucleotides. RefSeq lists its product as uncharacterized. The record is from RefSeq and is a predicted model, not a curated record. The coding region runs from base 229 to 864 and encodes 211 amino acids. Lineage: Eukaryota; Viridiplantae; Streptophyta; Magnoliopsida; Fagales; Fagaceae. The transcript has 4 exons.
UCUCUCUUUCUCUCUGGCCCACCGUUAUUCUAUUUUUUGUCUUCAAUCUCUCAAUUUCCCUCUUUGUGCUUCUGUAUGGAUUGGAUUUCGUGCUUGCUUGCUUGCUGGGCUUGAAAAAUUGGGGUUUUGUUUGUGGUUGCACAAUACAAUUGGUUUGUGGAUCCUAUGUGGGUUCGGGUUUGGUAUCUCUCUACCGUCCCAAAUACGAAUAAAAACAUGUGAAAUUGAAUGAUGGCAAAUGAGGACUAUGAGGAUGUAUUGUUUUCAGACUACGAUGACUUCAUUUCUAAAUAUGAAGAUGAAGAUGAAGAUGGCGAACCUGAUAUUGGUCCCGGGUUUGAGUGGAGUUCUGAUCCCCUCCUCAAAGUCAAACUCUCUCACCCUUCUAAAAUUCCUCGCCCUAGCCGUACCCCUAUCCCUACCCCUCCCCCUACCAUCGACUCCAACCUUCAGCCUCAGCCUCAGAUCAUAGAGCUAGACCCAUUCCAUGUGCCAAAAUGGUUCUCAGAGACAGAGAUUUCUGAGGAGGAACGAUAUGAAUGUUCUGUCUAUGGAGAGAUGCUGUUAGACCGCUACAACCAAGUUAAGGGCACGGAUUUUGAAUUUGUGAGACUUGUGAAGAUGAAACUAUUUCUUGCCGCUGGUGUAAGUUUUAAAAUUCAAUUUGAGGCCAAGCCCAGAGCUGCUGCUGAGUACACCCUGAAAACCUUUGAAGCUUUCGUGUUCAAGGAUGCUGUCUAUAAGAAAGUGUGGCCCCAGAGUUGCCGACUAGUUAGCCCUAAUCGUGACUCUGUGUAUGAUGAAGAAUAUUGCCGUCCCAAUGAUGAAGAAUAUCGCCGUCCCAUGUGCACUUAUGAAUGGUAAGCGACUUUGGUCCUCCGAGUUUGCACUUAUGAAGUGCUUGAUGGUUGGGUGGUGAUCGUAAUUGAUUGUAUUAACUUUCUGUUUUUUGGUUUGAAUGACCUGCAACCAAUAUUGCAAAUUUUAUAUAAUCAAAAUUAUUAGCGACUCUCUCUUGCAUAUAUUCCUCUAAUUUAUCUGAUUAUUAGGUGUA